Orussus abietinus is the source of this 3460-nucleotide messenger RNA. Its product is annotated as LON peptidase N-terminal domain and RING finger protein 3. The record is from RefSeq and is a predicted model, not a curated record. Gene Ontology annotation, molecular function: metal ion binding; protein binding. Bases 278 to 2437 code for a protein of 719 amino acids. The transcript has 9 exons. NCBI's taxonomy places the organism in Eukaryota, Metazoa, Arthropoda, Insecta, Hymenoptera, Orussidae.
CGCGCAGCGAGACCACGUUGCCUCGUCGCCUCUCGCAGCCACUCGCGCGGGCAACGUCGCACCUCGCGCGCCGCGAGCUGUCAGUUUCGCGUGGUCGGCUGCGCGAGUCGGGUCGCGGAGCGCUCGAUACUCUCCGGGCGCGAGAGAGACAGAGGGGGCGACCGAGUGCGAGCGCCGUAGGGACAGCCAUGAGGAACGGCUUCAGCUUCUGCAAGUCGGCGGGCAGCGGCUUCUACCGCGAGGACUUCUCCGCCCGGCGGAGGGCCUAGGCUCGGAGAUGACCGAAGCCGGGCCCGAAGAGCUCCGACCGGCCGCGGAAACGCGCGACCGCCGUCUGAGACGGCGGCGCGCCGAACCGCUCGACCAGUGCCCCGAGGCCUGCGUGCUCGGGCCCGACCGACUGCGGCCCCUCGCCGCCGCGCUCCUGCGCCAGGUCGCCGGCGCCGGGCGCCGGGCCCGCUGCGAGCCCUCCUUUGCCUGUCCCGCGUGCGAGGGCACCCUCUGCCAGCCCGCCACCGCCAGCUGCGGCCACUCCUACUGCCGCGGCUGCUACGAGCCUGCGCGCGCAUGCCGCGUCUGCGGACAGCGCCUCGGGCCCCUCGGCAAGACCAACGUGCUCGUCCAGCGGCUCGUCGAGAAGUGGUGGCCCAGGGACGCCCAGGCCAGCUGGGCUCGCCACGAGGGCGACGCGCUCCUCAGGGAGGGCCGUCACGCGCAGGCCCUCGAGCGGUACAACGUCGCCGUGCACCUUGCGCCAAGCAGUCCGCUGCAUCUCAGCAACAGGGCCCACGCGUUGCUUCUGCUGAAUCGGCCGCAGGCCUCCCUCGCGGAUGCCGACCACGCGGUGAGGCUGCGUCCGGACUGGGCCAAGGGUCACUAUAGGAGAGGAGUCGCCCUGUCGGCCCUAGGAAGACACGAGGAGGCCCUCUUCGCCCUUUGCACCAGUGUCGCCAUCGAUGGCCAUCCCCAGGUGCAGGUGCGCCACGAGGUGACCAGGGUACUCCACCGUGUCUUGACGUCGAGCCUGCGACGUCGAAGCGUCGCCGUGUCUCCUUACAACGUGCCCAGGUCGACGCCUCGCCUCAGGAGAGAGAGGCGCCGACAUCCCUUGUCGACGUCUCCGGCGUCGCCGACCCCUUCGCCGCCUCCACCUCCACCCUCUUUGCAGCUGCCCUUGGCAUUGCCCUCCGAUCUCAGGCAUCGGCGAACGGCCUUGAACACCUCCGACUGCGAGGACAACAGCAGCGACGAGGAGGAGUUCGCUCAGACGAUAUGCAGGCGCUCGCAGUAUGGAGUGGUGCCCCAGGACACGGGGAAGCUGGGAGCGACGCUGGACCGGCUCUUCCAGGAGAUGGAGAAGUUCAAAAGAGUGGAGACGAGGCCAGCGGAGAAUCCGUUGCCACCCGUGGGUGGUGGGGAACGCGGCGACCUGGACUGCAUCCUCUGCUGCAGACUCCUAUGGAGACCGGUGUCCACCCCCUGCGGCCACACGUACUGCUGGAUGUGUCUGGAUCGCUGCCUGGACUACUCCUCGGCGUGUCCUCUCUGCGUCACCUCGCUCGCCGAUUACCUGGCUAGCAGUCGGAAGACGGUGACGGACUUCGUGGAGAGGGCCCUGAAGAUGGUCGCACCUGCCGAGUACGCCUCCAGAACGGCCAGCCAUCGCCUGGAGCUGGUCCAGGGUCUGGGACUCGUAGGGAGCGAACAGAUCGCCGUCUUCGUCUGCACGACGGCGUUUCCAUGCGUCGCUUGUCCGCUCUUCGUCUACGAGCCGAGGUACAGGUUGAUGGUGAGGAGGUGCCUCGAGAGCGGGGUGCGCCAGUUCGGGAUUGCGGCCUGCUUGAACCGAGAAGCCACCGGGACGAAGAGGUACGCCGAGUACGGCACCAUGCUGGAGAUCAAGGACAGGGUUCUUCUAAAGGACGGAUGCAGCAUCCUCGGCACGGUGGGCGGCAGAAGGUUUCGAAUCCUCUCGGGUGGAGAACGGGAUGGCUAUGACACGGCGCAGGUGGAGUUCCUCAGGGACUCGCCCGUGCAGACCGAGCGACUCAGCGUGCUGCAACUCCACGAUAAGGUGCGGUCGAAGGGCAGGAAAUGGUGGGGAACGGUCUCCUCCUCGCAGCAGACGGAAAUCCAGCGAGUUUUCGGCAGAAUGCCCGACACGGAGGAUGACUGGCCCCGACUUCCGGACGGCCCGGCCUGGGCAUGGUGGCUCCUGGCGAUCCUACCUCUGGGACCCCAGCUCCAGGUCGGCAUUCUGGGCACCACUAGUCUGGAGAAACGACUCAGGGCUAUCGAGAAGACCCUCGACCACAUGGAGAAGAGCCAGCUGACCGUCGCUAGGGCGCCCUCGGAGGACACCACCACCUCCGCCAGCAUAUGCAGGGACGGCCUGGACAUUACCGAAAACUCCGUCGUCGUCGCGCAAAGGACAUAAAGGAUACGUCGUCGUCCUUACAUUGAUAUCCUACGAGGGGGUGGCACCUUGAAAAGGGAAAACUCGAGGUCGGUGCAGCGACUCCGCGCGCUGCAACACAUCCGAGGACGCGGGGCGAGGGCCUCGCGCGGUUCGGUACUCUCCGUCGAUACGCAAUACGCAAAUCCGUUCUUCCACUAUCGUCUGUGUAUACUUAUACGUCUACGUAUUCUCUCUCUCUCUCUCUCUCUCUCUCUCCAUCUCUUUUUCUCACGUCCUCACCCGAUGUACGAUUGUCGCGUCGAAACCUUUCCGAGUCCCUCUGGCUCUGGAGGCCCUCGGAGGGCGUCCCCAGGGUGUGCGACCCUGAGGAGGGCCCUACACCUAGACAAUCGGCUAUUCCGAAUUUCAGGGCUCCCGGUGGGAACCUCCGCUCAGCGGAAACGAGAUAUCGACGCUUAUAUACAGUAAGCCUAUUCCAUCACUCCUAAGACUUCGACGUACGCUAGCCCAUAGUAAUUUAUUUUCAUGUGGUUUUUUAAAGGUCACAAUGAAGCUUAGCGACUGUAUAAAGUUAGGGACGUCAUAUCGACCGUGCAAUCAAACGUUUAAAUGAAUGAAUAAAUAAAUAUAUAUAUAUUUAGGGUGUACCGGCGCGUUACCAGGUCGUCGGCGACGGCGCCACCGGGCGAGCUUAGCUCCUGGUGACGAUGCAAUGAAGACGACGAGGAGAACUUUUUUCUUAAUAAGGUACACGUCGUGUUUCUAUUCUCGUAGGUGCCAAGCACCUUUCCAUCCUUUGCGCGAGCUCGACCACGCGACGGAGGGUUCGAUAUUAAUUAUAAAUAUACACGUAAAUCUACUCGAGACCUUCGACGAGGAUUAUAAAUCAUGCAUUGUGAUAUUACUGUAUAGCCUUUCCUUGUAUAUUGUAACUACCGCUACGACGCGUCAUUUGACUUUCCAUUUUUACUUCGACAUUUCUAUAUUUAUCUUCAUCCUCUCUUCAUAUCGAGAUAUUGUAAUAAAACAUUGCGAAUUCAA